GCAGACACGAGAGGUCCGGAAGAAAGCGCUUAUAAAUUACUGUUUCUUCCUUCCCAUUGCUGUUAGUCUGCCUUGCCGCUCGCGCCGAAGCACAUAGGACGGAAGCAGAAACGGCGAAGACGCUGGACAGCUACCUGGUCCAAAAAGAGCAACUGCUACAGGAAGAGAAAAUCCUUUCUGGAGAUACUCCUUUUCAUUGUCUUACCCUAUGGAGGAACCAGCCCUGCCCAUCCACAUUGAGGAGGGAAUAGACGUUCUGACUGAAAACAAAACCAUGGCAACAAAGGAGAAGCUGCAGUGUUUGAAAGAUUUUCACAAGGAUAUCCUUAAACCUUCCCCUGGCAAGAGCCCUGGGACUCGGCCUGAGGAUGAGGCAGAGGGCAAGCCACCACAACGGGAAAAAUGGGCCAGCAAGAUUGAUUUUCUGUUGUCUGUAGCUGGAGGGUUUAUUGGAUUAGGCAAUGUCUGGCGAUUUCCGUAUCUCUGCUAUAAAAAUGGCGGAGGUGCAUUUCUCAUACCUUAUUUCAUUUUUCUGUUUGGGGGAGGUCUUCCUGUAUUCUUUCUGGAAGUGGCUCUAGGACAAUAUACCUCUGAAGGAGGAAUUACAUGCUGGGGAAAGAUCUGCCCUAUUUUCUCUGGAAUAGGUUAUGCUUCCGUAGUGAUUGUGACUCUCUUGAAUGUAUACUAUAUCGUCAUCCUGGCUUGGGGAUUGUACUAUCUAUUCCAGUCAUUUUCUCACACUCUGCCAUGGGCUCAUUGUCAGCAAGAAUGGAAUACGGAAAACUGUGUGGAAGACACCCUCAGGAAGAACAAAACACUGUGGCUGUCGCUCAAUGUCACUGAAUUCACAUCUCCUGUCACAGAGUUUUGGGAGCGGAAUGUUCUGAAGUUGUCUUCAGGAAUUGAUGAACCUGGUGUUAUCAAAUGGGACCUGGCUCUUUGUCUUUUCCUUGUCUGGGUGAUUUGUUUCUUUUGCAUUUGGAAAGGUGUGAAGUCAACCGGGAAAGUUGUAUACAUAACAGCAACAUUUCCAUUCAUCAUGCUUUUUGUACUCUUAAUCCGUGGUGUCACUUUACCUGGAGCUGCAGAGGGCAUCAAAUUUUAUCUUUACCCUAACAUCACUCGUCUGUCCGAUCCAAUGGUCUGGAUAGAUGCUGGCACACAGAUCUUCUUCUCCUAUGCAAUCUGCUUAGGUGCAAUGACUUCCUUGGGGAGCUACAAUAAAUACAAAUACAACUGUUACAGGGACUGUUUGCUGCUGGGAUGCCUGAACAGUGGUACCAGUUUUGUGUCUGGCUUCGCAAUUUUUUCCGUCCUGGGCUUCAUGGCACAAGAGCAAGGGGUGGACAUUGCUGAUGUAGCAGAGUCAGGUCCAGGUCUGGCCUUCAUUGCGUAUCCAAAAGCUGUGUCCAUGAUGCCACUGCCAACUUUUUGGGCUAUUCUUUUCUUUGUUAUGCUUCUGUUGCUUGGCCUGGACAGCCAGUUUGUUGAAGUUGAAGGGCAGAUCACAUCGUUAGUUGAUCUGUACCCAUCCUUCCUAAGGAAGGGUUACCGACGGGAAAUCUUCAUCGCUAUAAUCUGUUUCCUCAGCUAUCUUCUGGGACUAGCUAUGGUGACUGAAGGUGGCAUGUAUGUGUUUCAACUCUUUGACUACUAUGCAGCUAGUGGUGUAUGCCUUUUGUGGGUCGCAUUCUUUGAAUGCAUUGCUGUAGCCUGGGUUUAUGGCGCUGACAAUUUUUACGAUGCCAUUGAAGAUAUGAUUGGUUACAGGCCUGGUCCUUGGAUGAAGUGGAGUUGGAUUUUAAUCACACCAGUUCUCUGCGUGGGGUGCUUCAUAUUUUCUCUAGUCAAGUAUACCCCUCUGACCUACAAUAAGGUCUACAUCUACCCUACGUGGGCAAUCGGUCUGGGUUGGAUACUUGCUCUUUCAUCUAUGAUCUGCAUCCCAUUGGUUACAGUUAUCCGUAUCCUGCAGUCAGAUGGCUCUCUCCUUGAGAGGGUGAAGACAAUGGCUGCUCCUCGUGAGAUCACGCGGUGGGACAAAGAAGCCGAGGUUGCUGCCACGUUCGGCCCUCCUGGCCUGGUCAACGGAGAACUGGUCAAGAAGCCAAGUCAUGUCAUCGUGGAGACAACAAUGUGAGCUCUCUCUAUGAGAGGAGGACACCUGCUUUAAAACUGCUGUUUACUAACCAUAGAAUCUUUCAUAGGACCAGGUUUACAGAGCUUUAUAUUUGCACUAGGGUUAUUUUUAUUUCUCAUAGAGAAAGUAAUUUUUUGUGUGUUUGGUUUUUAUUUUUUAAUAUUUUGUAAAGUAAAUCACAGCAGAUGGCUGUCCUGCUCUAUUUAGAAACAGAGCUUUCGUAUCAAAUUAGGCACACUGCAGGAAUUUAUCUUCUGUUUUCCACAUAGCAUAUCUAACUAACUUUUAUUCAUACUGCUACGUUACUAUUUUUAGUUGAUAUUUCUUGCCAACAGUAUACCCAGGCGCAAUCCUAUGCAACACUGUCUUGCAAAUACGCCUCAAUGAACAUAAUGGGACUUAGUUCUGAGUAGACAUAUGUAGGAUUGCGCUGAUACGUAUGCAUACAUGUGCACAUAUACAAGCUUUAGAUUUCUCUGAGUGUUGAUGUGGUUGGGAACAGGGUAGUGCAAAAUUUCAUUUUGGACUUUUUUUAACCAAAAAAAAAAAGCUCUGGCAUUUUAGAAACUGGUUUUUAAUUAACGGUGUGGCACUAUCUUCUUCUGGUAGAAGCAGGUAGAAUUAAAGGAAAAGUACAUGUUUUUAUGUUGCUGUGAGCCAUGUGGGAAUGUAUUUAUGUGAUAAUUGGAAGCUGCAAUAUUGUAGCUGCAAUUGUUGUAUGCCACCCAAAGUAAUUUUUUUUAUGAGAUGGGCGGCCAUGUAAAUUUGAUAAAUGAAUAAAUAUAAGAGGGAGUUGGAACCAGGGGAAUAAUCUGAGCAGCUUGUGAACAGGCUCUAAGAAGUUGGCAGAAUCAUUCUUGCUGGAAAGCAUUUUAACUGAUAAUCUUUUGGAAGAAUUGAUUCUACAUUCAUAAGAAAUUUCUAUGCAGACUUAAAUACAGAUUGGAGUACGGUUGAGUUUCUUUUAGAUUUAAAGAGUUGAUGUAAAAUGCUGGUAAGCCUGAAUCUGUCACCUAGUGUUAUCUCACUCUUAGACAGAAAUGUAAAUUUGACAGUGUAAUCAUAUAACUAAAGAAUAUAUAAACUGGCCCAUUGUUGUAUUCUGCACCUGAGAAAUAAGUCAUUUGGACUUUGAUUUUGUUAGAACAUUAAGUUAGUGUCAGAAAACCCUUUACAUAAUGCUACAUUUACAAAGAUGCUGCAAAUCAUAUUUAAAGUCAUACAUUUGCCAAACUUUAUCUUUGUUAGAACGAAAAAAGGAGUGGUGGGCCUGUAUCGUACCAGUCAGCUAAGUUGCAUAGUGUUGAGUGCAGAUGCAGAAAAAAGUCCACUAGAACCUAUUGAUGAAGCUACUGAAACAAGAAAGCACAGAAAGAAAAAGGAGAAAGAGAAAGAGUAAAUAGACUGAUAUUCACAGGGUUAAACUGACAUUUAUAUCCAUUGAUCCAAGGAAACACAAGAAGAUCAAGUAAGUUAUACAUUUAUUUUAGACUGAACGGAAGUUUUAUUGGCAAGUUAAGUUCCCCACUUUUUCCAGAAUGAGGUUUUGCCUCUGGAAAACUCACCCCAAAUCCUGCAGAACGUUUGUUUUCAACCUUCAUUGAGUAGUGGCUCAAUCCUUUUCCAUAUGGGCAUUGAUCUUGGGGGAAGAGUGCCCCCUUUAAGCUUUAUAUUGGUAAUAAACACAAUUUGAGCAGGAUUGUGAGCCAGAAAUCGCAAAAUCCCUUUCUUUUGUAAUCUCUGCUGAUUUUUUCUGUCAGUGACAGAAACUGUAGUUGAAACUGGAACUUAGCCAGUGUUUGAAAACAUUCCUAUAUGCUUUAAGAAAAGAAAGAAAUUAAGAAUCAGUUUGUGUCUUAUGCUGUCUAUGGCCACUGCAUAUGUAUUAUGCACAUACUUGUUAUGUUAGGUUUUAUAUAUAUACAUAUAUAAACACUAUAAAUAAAGGACCAAAACAGUUAUUUCAGGUGUCUUGUUUAGCUAAUAUAUGUUUGUGGAUGGAAUCUGUGAUUUAUUUUAUUUGAGGGAACACAGCUUGCAGUAUAUGCAGGUGGCCAUGAAUGGAAAUGCUUUGCUUUCUUGUUACCAAGAGCUGAUAAGUAAACACUUCCAGAGUACAAACCCUUUGGAAAUUGUUUAUCUUCCUACUGUACUGAAAAAUGGCCAGUAAAAAGGUUAGUUACAAAAUAAGCAAGGAAGCCAAGAGAAAGCUACUGUUUGCUUUGUUUUCUAAUCCUGCAAAGCCAAAGAUGCAGGGCAUUGGUAUCACAAACUCCAUUGCAUUCCAGAUAGGACUGCAACUUAAUUAAAUGAAGCACAAGUCACUGGUAUCAUUGAAGGCAGCGAGAAAUUAGGAUGAAGGCAAAUCUUAACAGUUCGUUCACUUGACUUCCCUGGUGCAUUUUACAUGCAAUAUUUUGCUAGUUUCAAGAACAGCCACUGAACCAAAAGCAGAUAUAUCAACCAAGGGGAUAAUCUAAAGCAGAUAGCAUGAGAAGAUGUAUUUCAUGAAAAAAACAGAGAAUCGGUCCCACACUAUAGACUUCCAUCUAAGAAAAGUAGUACCCAACCUAUUUCAAGGUUAAAUUCUGUGAUCAGAAUCGGUUCCUUCCAGCUAAACAGGUUUUCUAAUCAUGACCUGAAGUCAUGAAGGACUCUUACAAGAAAAAAAAUAAAUAAAUUGUCACAUAAGAUUUAGCCCAUCAACCUUCAGUUUUUGUUUCAAGGAUCAUAUUUUCAUAGAGUAAAACUUGUGAAUAAUAGAAUGUGUUAUAUCUGAAUGUUAAGAAUAAGUUCUGCUGAAUAAGGCCAAUGGAUGGGAGGGGCUGGGGCAGGGAAAACUAUUAAUCGUUUGUAUUUUCUACUUAUUUAUGACUGCAAAACGAUUGAUUUUUUUUCUAAUUCACUUUGUAGAAUUGUGUGGCCUAUUUUAUCCAUCAUUUGUAAUGAAGUUAAAUAUUCAGUAUUGUGACUAACUUGUGGGUGAACUGGUUUGGCUAUAGGGGUGGGGUGGGGAUAUUCUUAAUGUUUAUUCAAAGAAAUUGUUGUAUUUCCAAAAAAGGAGGGGUGGGGACUGGGAAGAACAUUAGAGUAGAACAAUUUGUUGUCGUGGAAGUAUGGCUUGUUUCCUAAACUGCUCUAGAUAUGCAUAAGGCAAAAAAGUUUAUAACAGGUUUAAAUGGGCAUUUGCUAAUGUCUAGUCAAAACAGUUGGACAUAACCUGUGUUUGCAAUUGGCCAUUUCAGCCUUGUUUCCAAUCAAGGCAGGCUCUUUAGAUGUCUGGAAAUGGGUCUUUCUCUUCAUCCAAUCUUUCAAGCUGUCAACAUUUUCAAAAGUAGCUAUAGUACUAAUGGAAGGUAUGGUUAAAUAAUUGCAUAAGUAAUUCACAAUUUCACAAUAUAUUGCCUUUAGACAUUUGUACUUGUUUAUAAUGAAACUAAACUUACUAGGCAGAGUAUCAGUCCAGCUGAAAACUUAGUGGAAAUAAAUGAUUUGACUAAGAAUUGAAUGGCCAUGGAGGCAGGAAUAGAGAUACGUUGUGAAGAGGGAGAAGUGGAGAACAGAUGAUUUCUAACCAAAGAAAACCUAAAAUUCUGGCAGGCUUCAUUUUAUUUAUUUAUUUAUUUGCUUUUGUGGUCAUCAUGAAAUCUUCCAUAUUUACACAAAAGUAAAGUACCAGGACAAUAAGUGAAAUCUGCUUCUGAGACAACAUGUAGAUACCAGUGUUGUAAAAGGAAAGUUUGGAGAAGCUAGAAACAUUUUGGAAUUUAUGAUUGACAAGUCAGCUGCCCAGAGUGAUUUGGUAUGGGCUGGCUUAAUAAAUAGAUAAAACAGUUGUCACAGCUUGCUUUAGCUAAGAGGGGCUAAGACCAGAUUUUUUUAGUUAACCCAGUCACUUACUCCACAAACUCUUUAAAUGCACAGUUGCUACAGAUCUAGGCCAAAAAUAAACAAAAAGUGAUUGUCUACUGAAAAACAAUCUUAAUCCCCCGAUGCACAAUUUUUAAUUGAAUAUUUCUAGCAAUCAAUCCAAAAUUGAAAACUCACUUUUUAAAGUUUUUUAUAUAUCCUAAGCUGAAGUAUCUUCCCUUGCUGAAAGCAAAUCAGGAACACUUCAGCCCUUUCACCAGUCUUGACCAAAUAUCUAGUUGAGUCAUCAAUCUCUCUACUCCCUUAAAUUUGCCCCAUAGUAAAGCCACUGAUAGAAUCCAAAGUCUUGCUCAAAGUAUUAAGUAAUCUUGAUAAACCUAAAGGACGACUUUUGCAGAUCUAUAAUGGUCUACCAAAAAGGAUUACACUCUUAAAUGCUAAUCAAUUGGCAGGGAAAAAUCACAUAAUGUUCAAUCACAUAACGUUCAUACAGUUCCAUCUACGGCAUUAGUAUAUUCCAUCAGCCCAUGUCCAGCUUUCUAUCCUGUUUAAAAGGAAUAGCAGCCUGCAUUUAAGCUAAAUUACUUUGAUUCUGCUAUUCAGGAGAGGUGGAAAAGAAAAAUGCAAUAUGCAUGCUCUUUUCAGGAAAGAAGAUAAGGCCAUGCACUUUAUGAAUGUAAUAUGCUUCUGAGACAUAAUGUUUCUAUCUGUAGAAUUAGAUCAGAAACUUAGCUUUACACAAUUGCAUCCAAAUCUUUGGAGAAGAAUCAGUAUUUUUCCACAGUAAGAUGUGGCAAAAGGAAAAUAAUAUGUUAUCUAAAAACAUAGAAGUUGACAUUUGCAGAUUUCAAAAUACACACUGUGCAGGUUUGGCCAAAGAGAAUACUUGUUCCAGAGAUCUACAGGCUCAUUCUAAACAUGUACUUGCAAACAAGCCAUACCAUGUUCAGUGGAUCUUCCUUUCUAGUGACUAUACUUAGGGCUAGAGCCCUAAUCUUGCAGUUUGUGGCUGGGCUCAAGGAACAUACAGAAAAUGUCUAACCCACAUUUGCCCAGUCCUGGUUAUUUCAGAAGCCAAGUGGACUAAAAUAGCUGUAUUUCUGAAGAUCCUGUUCUAGAUUGCAUAAUUAACAUAAGUUCUCUUGGGAGAGGGAAUGAGAUUGCAUAGUUAACAAGCUGACUUGAGGACUAACAAACUCCCAAGUGACCCACUAAUGAUCAGCAACAGGUGUUACACAGCAACAGGCAGACACUGACAUUGUAGCCAAAUCAUGUUAAGUGGCUGUGUCAUUUGCUGGGAAUGGAGGGAGUUGGAUUGUAAAUAACCAAAUGCCAGCCUGAGAUUGUUCACUAAUGUCUCUUCCCAACAGACCUCAACCUGUCAGUGCUGUACUCUGAUAAAUUCACUGUUAUACUAGAACGUUGUUGUGUCAUUACUGUAGCUGUGCAGUUGCAAUUAUGAAAGGAAUGCCACUCCAGAGGUUUUAUGGUUAUAAAAUAAGGCAGACAUCUUUAUUUCUACUGAAAAUGUUGGUGUGCAUUUUUAAUUCUGCAAAUCCAUACUUAAUGACUACUAAUGAGUAGCUGUGUGGAUUAAGAGGACACUAUCCUCUUUUUAAGAAUAAUUUUUAGAAUAAUUUUUUUAAAAAGACAUUUUAAAACUGUCAUCUUUGUUCCAGAAAGGAAUAUUUAUAUAGGAGUAAGAAUUUGGCUUGUAUUCAGCCCUGAAAAUUAGGUGGUUUUUUUGGUAUAGUAUAUGUAUACAGUAAAUGUUUGUAUUUUGCAGUUUUAUCCGUUUUGCUUUUUAGAUAAAUGAAAUGGGUAUCAAUAUUUUAAAGUCAUUUUGCUUUUUUAAGAUGAGUUUGUAAUCAUUGCAAAUAAACAAUAAAAUCCUUUCAUGUAUAAAGUGAA
Messenger RNA from Crotalus tigris (Tiger rattlesnake), 7921 nucleotides. RefSeq names its product solute carrier family 6 member 6 (gene SLC6A6). Gene Ontology annotation, biological process: neurotransmitter transport; taurine transmembrane transport; sodium ion transmembrane transport. Gene Ontology annotation, molecular function: taurine:sodium symporter activity. NCBI's taxonomy places the organism in Eukaryota, Metazoa, Chordata, Lepidosauria, Squamata, Viperidae. The record is from RefSeq and is a predicted model, not a curated record. Gene Ontology annotation, cellular component: plasma membrane. The transcript has 16 exons. The coding region runs from base 209 to 2140 and encodes 643 amino acids.